Molecule: messenger RNA, 594 nt
Organism: Cooperia oncophora
Lineage: Eukaryota; Metazoa; Nematoda; Chromadorea; Rhabditida; Trichostrongylidae
Source: the annotation of a GenBank genome assembly
AUGGAUCGCAUCAAGGAGGUUUUCAAUGGUAACAUGCUCGAAUUCCGGAAAAAGUUGAGCGGAUACAAAGACGCAAUUUUGAAGAAGCUUACUCUGAGCCCAGAGCAAAGAAAGGAGCUUGUGGAAAGGCUGAAGAUGUUCAAAAGGAAAACUAUCGAUCAAGUCUCACCAGCUGGGGACUCCAUUGAAGAGAUCAACUUGAGAAGUCAAAUUGCAGGAGCACUCUUCCAGGGAGAUAUGGUCCUUUCAAAGGAACAACAAGAUCAAAUUGCUGCGGAUGUUAGUGGAACUCGUACCAAACGGCAGACUUACAAUGAUAAAGAUUACCCUGGUAGAAGAUGGACGAAAGGAGUCAACUACUUUUUCGACAAAAGUGCAAGUGAAAAGGUUAAGAGUGUAUUCAAGAAAGCGGCGCGUGAAUGGAUGGAUAAUACCUGCAUCAACUUCACACAAAGCGAUUCCGCUCAGGACAGCAUUCGUGUGUUCAUGGAAGAUGGAUGUUGGUCUUCGUUGGCAGACUUGGCAGGCAUCAACAAAACCUCUCACUUGGCGAAGGCUGUGACUCGGUAUGUGUUUAAUGAAUCUUCCUUCUAG